AGCAGUCCGCCUCCCUACCUUCUCAUACCCAUACCCACUUGCGGUGGUAGGCCGGGUCGCAGCCGCCUAGCAUGCCCGCCCCCUCUCCAAGGGCAGUCAAGCAGUCGCCGCUCUUCCUAGGUGCCGCCUUGGCUACGGUCCUCUUCUCUAUUGUGAUCAUUAUCAUCCUCUUUGUACCUUUUGGCGAGCAGACGAUCCAUUACAACUACGUGCGAUCCACGUCGUCGAGUCUCCCCAACGGCCAGUACCUCACAGCUGGCCGAGUCUACGCGACGAGCGAAUACCUUCAGACGGUCACGUUCGGCUCUCUCGUCCACACGUACACCAGCACCGAUGUCUACCCGACCGUGGUCACAUACACGGCUGCACCAGGCUUCGAGGAUGGCAUCCCGUACGAGACGGUCACGGCCUACUCCGGUACCACCUACGACAUCUCAGGAACGGCCACUCUGACGUUCCCAUUCACCUCCUCUUAUACAGUGACCAGGUAUCCACCACGCUCGUCUAUCCCGACGGCAGCGCCUCAAUUGCUGUCGGUGAAUGGUCUGGCUCCUCGCCAGGCAACCUCGGCGAGCAGUUCUUCAUCAGCCACUCCUCUGCCAGCUACGACGACAAGCAGAGUGGCUCCCAUCAGGGCUGGCAGCCCCGUGAGCCUUUGGAUGCUCAUUCAGAGCAUCGUCUUCCUCAUCCUGGCUCUCUGGCUAGGUGUGUACCUCUUCUGGAAGACACGCAAGAUCCAGCGCGAGACAGCAUCGAGUCAAGGAGAGGGUGGGGGAGAUGUUAUGCAGCCUUUGGCUCCUCAGGAGGCUGCCGCGGCGGGCGGUCCGCGUCUACAACCUCAGACCGCCAAUUUGGGAUCGACCAACGUACCCAACGAUAAGGGCUACGUACGGGUCAGCUAUGCUCGAACCCAAUUCACCUGCCUCAUCAUCCUCGCCCUAUUGUUCCAGGUACCUCUCGGCUUGCUGGCCUAUUCGGCGUCAGCAUUCUCUGCCGCGGCUACCGCCGAAGGAGGCUACUACGGCUUCAUCGGUGGUGUCGUCGACUCGCGAGGUAAUUGGCCGUACAGCGACUCGCCGGCGGCAGGCUACGGGAGCUCUGCGAAUAGCAACGCCCUCUCAGGCUACUGCGUCAGAGAGGAUGGAAGCCCGAUGCCGACGUCGACGAGCUACUACUCGACGGGCUCCCAGCAGGUGUACAGGAACGAUCCGCGAGAUUGUCCAGGUGGCCAAGGCGCCUACACGCCAGACUUUGGCAGCAGCCCGUCCUUCGCCAAGUACGCCACUCCUGUCGUUUUGCUUCUUGUAUUCGGUUGGGUCCUGUUCAUCAGUGUCGUCGCACUCUGUGUCCUACUUUACUUGCAUCGCGGCGAAUCGCGCAAGGAAAGGAGAGAGAGGCGUAACAACGUCGUCCAGCAGAAUUUGAUGAUGGAGAUGUGGAGAGCCGGAUGGCAAGCUCAGAGCGAAGCCGCUGCAGCAGCUUCGGCGGCCAUGGCACAACAGCAACAGGGUCGUGGUCCAAUUAUGAUGUACGGCCAGCAAGGAGGAGCAAUGUGGGGUAUGCCGCGGACGAAUGCUGGUUAUGGACCGCUACCAACAACGCCGAUGAGUCAGCAGGACCAAAGCAACGGUGAGAUGCACACGGCGGCAGGACACCUGGAUCGUCCUGAGGCAAGCGCACGAUCUCCCUCUGGUCAGAGAGCGCAAGAAGAGCGAACUGUCCCGUCUCUGCCGUCUUCGACAGCAUCAGCGACAACAGCGACCCAGAAUAAAGGUAGAAGCAGGCAGCCUGUUCCGCCCCCUGAAAGAGAUGAGCACGAGCAUGCCGCCCUCAGCGGCAUUGGCAGCCGUCGCAGCGCUGGCCGAAGCGACAGCAGCAAUCACGUAGACGAGUCUCGCUGGCAAUUGGCAUCGCAAGUGGCCAAGGGCAAGGGCAAGCAGAGGGAGCGAGAUCCUGAUGUCGAGGCGGCUGAUUUAUUUUCUGUCGAUCACAUUGGAGCGAGCAAUCACGGCGAUCCGGGCUCGGCGGAAGGGCAGCGAUGGUCGAACCAUGGCUAGGGAUCAAGCGUUGGUGGCAAAGACGCAGCUUUGUGAUAGCACAUUCAAUCUGCGUCUCUGUAAUCGAAGCGUGCCGCUGAUCAUGACAGUAGCAAGCUCUAGACUAAGGCUCGUUUCUUUCAAUCUAUCUCCCAGGGUUUGGCUCACGCGCGCGUGCUAACCGACAAGAGCCGGACGUUGGCGUCACAUAGAGGGGCGCCCG
Jaminaea rosea is the source of this 2259-nucleotide messenger RNA. RefSeq lists its product as hypothetical. NCBI's taxonomy places the organism in Eukaryota, Fungi, Basidiomycota, Exobasidiomycetes, Microstromatales. The coding region runs from base 72 to 2057 and encodes 661 amino acids. The record is from RefSeq and is a predicted model, not a curated record. The transcript has a single exon.